Messenger RNA from Cyclocybe aegerita, 789 nucleotides. The record is from the annotation of a GenBank genome assembly. NCBI's taxonomy places the organism in Eukaryota, Fungi, Basidiomycota, Agaricomycetes, Agaricales, Hemipholiotaceae.
AUGGUCAACCUCAAGCAUCUCUCUGUUAGGUCCUUUGAAGUGAUCCCUGACAACUUCCUGGAGAACUGCCCCUUCAAGAUCGAGAGUCUUCGCUGGACGGAUGGCAGGGAAGGUAGCGCGGAUAUCAUCCUUCGAUUCUUAGCAAAUCAAACAGAGCUUCGCCGUAUGCACGUCGACUUUCACGUACCUGAUCAAGAAUACUUCCUUCCUCUUCCCGCGUGUCGAAAUCUCCAGUAUAUCAAAGGCGAAUUCUGCGCGAUUCGUGCCCUUCUUCCUCGACGACAAGUAUCGACAUUAGUUUUCCAGUUUCGCAAGUUCUUAGGGGGAGCUAGCAUGGACGCACUCGAACGUCUGAGCAAGGAACUCCAGCAACUCAAAGUUCUGUCAAUUCUUCGAUGGCCAUCCGUGGGUAUGUUUAACCCGUGCCUCUCCUCCAUCUCCCAGUAUCUUGCUGGUCUCCAAUAUCUCGAAAUUCACUAUGAGGAGCCCGAUCUUCUUGACCUGAUGUCCCAGUUCACCUCUCUCGUUGGCCUCAUUUUUCGGAUGCUGUACAAUAACCUCCGUUCAGAACUUGAAGAGCCCCGUGCUUCGUCUGAAACCGGUCUAUUUUUUAUGCGCUGCCCCACACUCCAAUUCAUAGACAUACCAGUGAAGGUUCAUAUUUCUAGGGAGACGCAUGAACACCAACGCUGGAUUCCCACUCAAAGUGAUCGACGGGUCGGAAUGAAAGUACCUCAGGAGCUUUUCUCCUGCUCAGAUAUCGAAGAACACAUGGCCCGGCCUCAUUAA